Canis lupus familiaris (dog) is the source of this 3602-nucleotide messenger RNA. It is a transcript of the gene DYRK3, whose product is annotated as dual specificity tyrosine phosphorylation regulated kinase 3. Gene Ontology annotation, molecular function: ATP binding; protein serine/threonine kinase activity; protein serine/threonine/tyrosine kinase activity. Bases 165 to 1859 code for a protein of 564 amino acids. The transcript has 3 exons. Gene Ontology annotation, cellular component: nucleus. Gene Ontology annotation, biological process: peptidyl-threonine phosphorylation; positive regulation of cell cycle G2/M phase transition; peptidyl-serine phosphorylation. The record is from RefSeq and is a predicted model, not a curated record. Lineage: Eukaryota; Metazoa; Chordata; Mammalia; Carnivora; Canidae.
CCCCCGCGGCCCCCCGCGGUCGGGAGCAGCCGGGGCGGAGCGGGGCGCGGUCCGGGCGGGCGGGCGGGCAGCGGGACCUUCGCGGGAGCCCUGUUGCUCUGGGAGCAGCUGCCCGAGGGCUGAACUCUUGGGGUGUCUCCGCGAGGGGUGCGGUCCGCCUUGGGAUGUGCAGAUUGGGGGAUGGUGUCUAUGAUACCUUCAUGAUGAUAGAUGAAACCAAAUGCCCACCCUGUUCAAAUGUACUCUGCAAUCCUUCUGAACUGCCUCUACCCAGAAGACUAAAUAUCACUGCUGAGCAGUUAACAAGAGAUCACACUCAGCGCUUCCUGAAUGGAGGUGAGGUGAAAGUGGAACAGCUGUUUCAAGAAUUUAGCACCAGAAGAUCCGAUACUCUUCAGUCAGAUGGCAUCAACGACUCUGAAAAAUGCUCUCCUACCGUCUCUCAGGGUAAAAGUUCAGAUAGCUUGAAUGCAGUAAAACCCAGCAAUUCAGCCAAAUCAUCCAAAGUGGUGCCACUGACUCCAGAGCAAGCCCUGAAGCAAUAUAAACACCACCUCACCGCAUAUGAGAAGCUGGAAAUCAUCAAUUAUCCAGAAAUCUACUUUGUGGGCCCAAAUGCCAAAAAAAGACAUGGAGUGAUCGGUGGUCCCAAUAACGGGGGGUAUGAUGAUGCAGAUGGGGCCUAUAUUCACGUACCUCGCGACCAUCUAGCUUAUCGAUAUGAGGUGCUGAAGAUUAUUGGCAAGGGGAGUUUUGGGCAGGUGGCCCGGGUCUACGAUCACAAACUUCGACAGUAUGUGGCCCUAAAGAUGGUGCGCAAUGAAAAGCGCUUCCAUCGUCAAGCCGCUGAGGAGAUCCGGAUCUUGGAGCAUCUUAAAAAGCAGGACAAAACCGGUAGCAUGAACGUCAUCCACAUGCUGGAAAGUUUCACAUUCCGGAACCAUGUUUGCAUGGCCUUCGAGUUGCUGAGCAUAGACCUUUACGAGCUAAUUAAAAAAAACAAGUUUCAGGGUUUUAGCGUCCAGUUAGUUCGCAAGUUUGCUCAAUCCAUCUUGCAAUCCUUGGAUGCUCUCCACAAAAAUAAGAUCAUUCACUGUGACCUGAAGCCAGAAAACAUUCUCCUGAAACACCAUGGGCGCAGCGCGACCAAGGUCAUUGACUUUGGGUCCAGCUGCUUCGAAUACCAGAAGCUUUACACGUAUAUCCAGUCUCGGUUCUACAGAGCUCCGGAGAUCAUCCUAGGAAGCCGCUACAGCACACCUAUAGACAUAUGGAGUUUUGGCUGCAUCCUUGCAGAACUUUUAACAGGACAGCCUCUCUUCCCGGGAGAGGAUGAAGGGGACCAGUUGGCCUGUAUGAUGGAGCUGCUAGGGAUGCCACCACCAAAACUUCUGGAACAAUCCAAACGUGCCAAGUACUUCAUUAACUCUAAGGGCCUACCUCGCUACUGUUCUGUGACUACUCAGGCAGAUGGGAGAGUUGUGCUUGUGGGGGGUCGCUCACGUAGGGGUAAAAAGCGGGGCCCUCCAGGUAGCAAAGACUGGGUGACAGCACUGAAGGGAUGUGAUGACUACUUGUUUAUAGAGUUUCUGAAAAGGUGUCUUCACUGGGACCCCUCUGCCCGUUUGACCCCAGCUCAAGCAUUAAGACACCCUUGGAUUAGUAAGUCUGUGCCCAGACCUCUUACCAUUGAAAAGGUGUCAGGCAAACGGGUGGUAAAUCCUGCAAAUGCUUUCCAGGGACUGGGUUCCAAGCUGCCUCCAGUUGUCGGAAUAGCCAAUAAGCUCAAAGCUAAUUUAAUGUCAGAAACCAACGGUGGUAUACCUCUGUGCAGUGUACUGCCAAAACUCAUUAGCUAACGGACAGUGCUGUGCUCAGAGAUGUAUAUGUAUGUAUUUUUAAUUAUCCUGCAAACCUGAACAUGGGGAGAAAAUACAAGCCCAUUGGUGGAUAUGUUUUUGUUACACUAGAUUUCUUUUUUUUAACAAGGCAAAACAUUUUUAUAUGACUGUAACAGAACUCUCCAAGGGCUAAUUACCUAACCAGCCUGUGUUGGCCAUCCUGGAAUGUACAUUAAAUGACGUUUUAUAGGUCAGUGCAUCUUCGUUAUUGUCGUCAGAUGUACAUCACCUUAUGCUCCCACUGCUUUAAGUCCCUUUCUCUCAAGAUAUAGGGUACCCGAGGAGUCUAUCCUGAGCACUCGUCACUUCUCGUCUCCCUCCACGUCUGUUCCAGAGGGGUAGUUUGGGACACGGCCCUGCUUCGUUCGGGAUGAGAGCUGGAGCCAGUAGCCUUCUUGCCCAAGCAGGCCAUUCCAUGAGCUCAUUCCAGGGAAAAGGGCUCAGCAGAAUAUGGGGCAGGGGAAGGUUCUGGAAGCUCUUAGUCACUUAAAGAAGUGGUAUCACUGCUUCUCGGUGACUCAUUCUCUUUCUCUCAAUCCUGUAAUGUGUGCUGUGUUAACUUUAUGACUUUUAUGAUUAUUUUGCUUCUGAUUUGUUUCCUGGGGAAAGCAUUUUACAGAUGUCCUGCCACUUUACCAAGCGCUGGUUUUAAAACUAAGCCCUGUGUGUCCUUUACCACCCCGCCCCACCCCUCUCUGCAGGGAACACAAAGCAGCUUGCAAACUGCAGUUCUGAAUCCCGAAUCUCGGAACCCUGGGGACCAGCCUCCUCACUGCAUUUCCAUGGACUUCUUCCUUAUGAAAGCCUCACUAUCGGAUAAACCUAAACACAGGCCCUCCUCGCCCCCCCGGCCCUGGCUCCUCCAAGUGCCUCAGUCUUCCCCACUGUCCCUUUAAGCCCAAGACUAUUCCUGAGAUUCCGAGUGAACUUCAGUUCUAAGAAAAUCCAGACACCAGUAGUCGUCCACUUCCUUUUCCAUCCCUUGAGCCUCCUUCCUUUUUCUCCGUCAAGAUUCAAACAGUGAGGGCUGGCGGUAAAGCUAACUGCUAGCUGAACUUCCUCCUUGGAAGCGUGGGGAAGAUACAGGAACCAAGCCGCCCCUACUGCUGUCUUGCCCUCUGCUUCUGCCCCCCGCCCCCCGGGGGGCACCUGCAAGCAGGCCUCCCUGCGCCCUCUAAGGGAGACCGUUGCUUCCUGCAGCACCAUCUCAGGGGGACCCAGUUCCUUUUUUCCUGUCGAGUUGAGUCUCUGCGAGCUCCACAAGGUGGGAAGACCUUAAGAUCCCCAGGAAACAACCAAAAGAAGAGAAAGGCCCUGGGCGCACGAUUGAAGGAACUCCGGCCUUACCCCGGGCCCCGAUUGCCACGGCCCAGGCUCUGAAUAUGGAGCAUGAACCGGUGUCCACGGAGCGUGGCCUGAGCCCCCAGCAGGAGUUCACAUCGAGGCCUCGGCCUCUUGAAACUGGGGAUGUCCUGGUGCUUCUGGUGACUGUGCAACUGCACUAUUUAAAACUUGAAUCACUCCCUUCACUCUUGGUUUCCAGAAGGCGAGAGAACACACCUCCUGCUGAGCUCUCUGCCUGAUGGUGACGUUGCAUAAGAAGCCCCUGGUUAUCUUGCCAGAGCAUGUGUUGAGGUUGUUUUGCCCAUUGCUAUCAGUGUGGAAGGCAAACUGUUAAAAAAGACUGCUGCCCCAAACACA